Molecule: messenger RNA, 1335 nt
Organism: Peromyscus leucopus (white-footed mouse)
Lineage: Eukaryota; Metazoa; Chordata; Mammalia; Rodentia; Cricetidae
Gene: C15H1orf115
Product: chromosome 15 C1orf115 homolog
Exons: 2
Coding region: 62-487 (141 amino acids)
Source: RefSeq, a predicted model, not a curated record
CGGGGCACCGAGCAAAGGUUGGCCUCUUAGCCCGGGACCUUCUCCGCAGCUCCGCAGCAUCAUGACGGUGGGCGCCCGGCUCCGAAGCAAAGCGGCGAGCACCUUCGCGCGCCGAGGGCCCCUGGGGCGAUCGCGCGGCGCCGGCGACGAGGAGACCGAUGCCAUCGUGGAGCACCUGGAGGGUGAGGACGAGGACCCGGCGAGCCAGGACGGUGCGCGCGAGGAGAGCGGACGGCGCGCGGGGACCCCGGGCGCGCGCAGAGUGCACCUCGCGGCGCUGCCCGAGCGCUACGAGCCCCUGGAGGAGCCCGCGCCAGGCGACAAGCCCAAGAAGAGGUACCGGCGAAAACUGAAGAAGUACGGCAAGAAUUUCGGGAAGGCCAUCAGCAAAGGAUGCCGGUACAUCGUCAUCGGCCUGCAGGGAUUUGCUGCGGCCUACUCCGCCCCAUUUGGAGUGGCCACCAGCGUGGUUUCCUUCGUGCGCUAACUGGAGCUGCAGGGGCAGGCGUCACCAGAAUGCUUCUGCCCCAAGGGACAGUGUGAAUCCACCAGCACUUCAGACUUGGACUCACGGGAACUCGGAAGAGGAACCCUGCUUCGCGCUCCAUUGUUGGACUGGUUGAGUGUUAGGCAGGCAUCCGCUGAGCCACUCGAUCCUCUUAGACGUGCGUGGAUUCAGGGGUCAGCCCUGCGGAGAAUUAGGCCAAGGUCAAGUUGGGGUUAGGGGUUAGGCUAGCCUUCCUGGGGCACAGGCAGGCAAACCCGUGGCAGGGCUGGGGUCUGAGCCAUGCAGGCAGUGGGUGAGUUUUGAGGGAGGAGGAUGCAGAGCUCCAAUGGGAUAGUUGCUAGGUUCUGGAAAGGUCGAGGGGGCUGUUGGGCACUGGCCUUGGCCUAUGUUGCUCCUCUCCUUGAGAACAGGGAGGGAGCUGUUUGUUUCUGACGUCUCUCUCUCAACCUCCUCGCUUUGGUUUACCGAGCUGUCAUCGGGAGUUUAAUUACAGGUUUGGGAAGAAAGAAGGAAGGAAACCGUCUUUGAAGACCACGAUGCUUUGAAACCCGUGUUCACAGCUGUGUGGGGACUGUUGAAAGCAGAUCAGAGUGUGUCAUUUUCCUAAGUAUUUCAUAACUAUGCAGCCGGCAAUGAGGGAGUGAGGGCAAGUUCAGAUGAAAGCCUGGAGGCUGCUGCAGGUGCUUAGAGUCUGAACCUGGUCCAGUGAUUGUGUCUGGAGCAGGCAGGACUCCUGCAGAUGUGGUGGUUGUCCAUACCGGUCCACUGCUGACUGGUGCCUAACUCCCCCAUUUGAUUGAGGAGAGAGAGAAAGGGACAGAGAGAGA